UUUUUCUAUAAUUAAAAUGCCUUAUAUUGUUCAUUUAACAGUACCAAUUACUCUCUUCAGCUGUCCAUUUGCCAUAAAUUCUCCAGUCUUUGUGGAAAUCACUAAUUGUCUCAACAGGAGUUAUGCUUCCAAUGUUUCUUCUGAUUCAUUUAAGGGACACACAUAUGCAACCAUGGCUGAAUUAUCACCAUCCGAUUUGAAAGUCGGGUGUAGUGUAGACUUCAUGUCAAAGACUUCAUUGCCUAUUCAGGAUGCAAAUGCCAACAUUUCUAUUUUAAGUUUGCAUAAUGCUUUGGCAUAUGGAUUUGAGCUUUCAUGGUUUAGUCACGUUUAUUGCGGCAAGUGCCCCGAGAAUUAUGAAUGUGAAGGUGAAAAUUCAACUGCUGUUCGUUGUGUGGAUUUCAGCUGCAAAGCUUACAAUUUUAGAUUCUUCAAAACGCCGUGUGUUGGUCAAAAACAUGUUCUCCGUGUUCUUGCAACAAUCAUCCCAUGGAUACUUCCCAUAGCUGGGUUUAGCAUUGUGACAAGAGUCAUUCUAUUUCCAUGCAUAGUUGUAUUUCUAAUGAUUGAGUUACGACGAAGGCAUUUGUCGAUUUAUGAUGCAAUUGAAAGUUUCCUGCACGGUGAGAACAAUUUCGCCCCCAUUAGAUAUUCCAACUCCAACAUAAGAAAGAUGACUAGGAACUUUAAAGAGAAACUAGGCCAAGGAGGUUAUGGUUCAGUAUAUAAAGGCAAGCUUCAAAGUGGUCCUAAUGUAGCAGUGAAGAUCUUGAGCAAGCCCAAAGCUGAUGGGCAAGACUUCAUCAACGAGGUUGCCACAAUCGGGAGGAUUCAUCAUGUUAACAUAGUACAACUUAUUGGCUAUUGUGCUGAGAGAUGUAAGCGUGCUCUCGUGUAUGACUUCAUGCCUAACGGAUCACUUGAAAAGUACAUCACACCUCAAGAUGGAGGAGCUGAUCAACUGUUAAGUUGGGACAGAAAGUUUGAAAUUGCUCUUGGAGUUGCUCGAGGUAUUGAAUACUUGCAUCGAGGUUGUGACUUUCAGAUUCUACAUUUUGACAUCAAGCCACACAACAUACUUUUGGAUGAGAAUUUCAUUCCAAAACUAUCUGAUUUUGGUCUUGCAAAAUCAUACCCGACGGAUAAGAGCAUUGUUACUCUAACACCAGCCAGGGGAACAAUUGGUUAUGCAGCUCCAGAGCUGAUUAACAGAAGCAUUGGUCCAAUAUAUUAUAAGGCAUAUGUCUAUAGCUUUGGAAUGUUACUCAUUGAUAUCGUAGGCUUGAAAACAAACUCGGCAGCCAAAGAAGACAUAUCAAGCCAGUAUUUCCCAUAUUGGAUUUAUGAUCAACUCGACAAGGGAAAGGAGAUUGAAGUACUAGACGAGACACAUGAAGACGUAAAGAAGCUGACUUUAGUUGCUUUGUGGUGCAUACAAAUGAAUCCACUCGAUCGUCCCUCAAUGACUAAAGUAGUGGAAAUGCUUGAAGGCAAAUUACAAGCACUGCAAAUGCCUCCCAGGCCCUCUGAAUCGCGGGAACCAUGUUCGUUGGAAUUCAAUCUAAUUAGUUCUUCAAUAAGCUCAAUAGAGUCUGUGAAGUUGCUUGAGAGUUGUUCUGAUUCUGCAAAAAUAGAUGUAAUUGUUGCUUGACAUCACAUAUUGUGUACGUAAUUCGUGU
Molecule: messenger RNA, 1679 nt
Organism: Solanum tuberosum (potato)
Lineage: Eukaryota; Viridiplantae; Streptophyta; Magnoliopsida; Solanales; Solanaceae
Product: glycerophosphodiester phosphodiesterase protein kinase domain-containing GDPDL2-like
Exons: 4
Coding region: 17-1651 (544 amino acids)
Biological process (GO): protein phosphorylation
Molecular function (GO): protein kinase activity; ATP binding
Source: RefSeq, a predicted model, not a curated record